GGGUGGUCGGGUUUCGGCCGUCACGUGGUGCGCGCUGGUUUCUUAUCACGUGGUUGCCGCCCAGGUAAGAAGAGGCCGUUCUGCCUGGGUGUGGGUUUCUUUCUCCGCCUCACUUGUGGCGCUUGGUAUUCAGCCCUCCUCUACCUGCGCAGGCUGCAUGAGAGGGGGACGGGCUCCCGUACUCCUGCUCAGCGGAGGGGCCGCUCUGCUCUUGUCGCUUCUUUGGAUGCCGGCGCUGCUGCCUGUGACCUCCCGCCUUCUAUUGCUACCCCGAGCCCUGCUGUCCAUGGCCUCAGGAAGCCCUCCGCCCCAGCCCUCACCGGCCUCGGGCUCCGGCUAUGUUCCCGGCUCGGUGUCUGCAGCCUUUGUCACCUGCCCCAAUGAGAAGGUCGCUAAGGAGAUUGCCAGGGCUGUGGUGGAGAAGCGGCUGGCAGCCUGUGUCAACCUCAUUCCUCAGAUAACAUCCAUCUAUGAGUGGAAAGGAAAGAUUGAGGAAGACAGUGAGGUGCUGAUGAUGAUUAAGACCCAGAGUUCCUUGGUUCCCGCGUUGACAGAUUUUGUUCGUUCUGUGCACCCUUACGAGGUGGCCGAGGUGAUCGCAUUGCCCGUGGAGCAGGGGAACUCCCCGUACCUGCAUUGGGUGCGCCAGGUUACAGAGUCAGUUUCUGACUCCAACACAGUCCUGCCAUGAUGAGCCCUGCGUCUGCCGUGUCCAUGCCCCCCGACUUCCAGGUGAUGGCCCCUAAUAAAUGUUAUCUUUGGUUCUCUCUCCUUUUGCCUUUUUCAUUGCACGUCUGUGAAUUGG
This is a messenger RNA of Talpa occidentalis (Iberian mole), 805 nucleotides long. RefSeq names its product cutA divalent cation tolerance homolog (gene CUTA). Gene Ontology annotation, molecular function: copper ion binding. The coding region runs from base 158 to 691 and encodes 177 amino acids. Gene Ontology annotation, biological process: response to metal ion. NCBI's taxonomy places the organism in Eukaryota, Metazoa, Chordata, Mammalia, Eulipotyphla, Talpidae. The transcript has 6 exons. The record is from RefSeq and is a predicted model, not a curated record.